AUGUCUUGGUUUUGGACGAUAUUAUUUCUCGCUUUUGCGUUUAGCAGUAACGGUACGGAGGCUAAACAUCACAAGAAGCCAUCAUCGGCUGUGGUUGUUGGCACCGUGUUUUGUGACACAUGCUUUCAGCAGAAUAUACCUAAGGCCAUCAUCCACUUCAUCCAAGGUGCAUCUGUUGCAGUGGAAUGCAAGGGCAAAAGCUCAAACCCAAGCUUCAGACAGCAAGUGAAAACAGACAUCCACGGGCAGUUCAAAGUCAAACUCCCUUUCCCUGUCAGCAAGCAUGUCAAGAAAAUCAAAGCCUGCACUGUGAAACUCAUCAGCAGCAACAAACCAUACUGCUCCAUAGCAGCCAGCGCCACCACCUCGUCCACCCUCCAUCUCAAAACACGAAAACACGGAACCCACAUUUACUCGGCAGGCUUCUUCACAUUCAAGCCUUUUAACCAGCCUGCAGUUUGUGACCAGAAGCCAAGCAUCCAUACCAACCAAAAUAAAAUGUCACCAAUUUCAAACCCUAACGACCCUACUUUCUUACCUCCGAUUCAAGACCCAGCGCCUUACAACGACCCUCCGGCCACCGGCAGCCUCCUCCCGCCACUGCCGGAGCUCCCCCAGCUGCCACCCCUCCCUCGAAUCCCAUUUCUGCCCCCGAAAAAGCUUAAAACAGAACUAUCGGACAAUAAUCGAGUAAAUCAACCCGAAUCUUUUCCGUUCCCAUUCAAUCCCCCGAGCAUUUUCCCGCCAAACCCUUUCCAGCCACCGCCUUCCGUGAUCCCACCAGUCUUUCCAACACCACCACCUUCAGUUUUUCCGCCUAUAUUCCCUACACCGCCUUCGCCACCAUUUUUUCAGCUGCCGCCAAUUCCGGUCCUUACGCCAUCACCACCGCCACCUCCACCACCCGUGUUUCCAUUCCCUCUACCACCCUUUCCCAGAUUUCCAGGGCCCGGGGUUCCGCCAGCUGGGGUUUCUUCAUCUCCGUAA
Messenger RNA from Striga hermonthica, 987 nucleotides. Lineage: Eukaryota; Viridiplantae; Streptophyta; Magnoliopsida; Lamiales; Orobanchaceae. The record is from the annotation of a GenBank genome assembly.